Molecule: messenger RNA, 1017 nt
Organism: Microthlaspi erraticum
Lineage: Eukaryota; Viridiplantae; Streptophyta; Magnoliopsida; Brassicales; Brassicaceae
Source: the annotation of a GenBank genome assembly
AUGGUGGAAGAAGGAGGUGUAGUUGUGAACCAAGGAAGAUAUCAGGAGGCGGUGGCUUUGCCUCCAGGGUUUCGGUUUCAUCCAACUGAUGAAGAGAUCGUAACUCACUACCUUAAAGAGAAGGUCUUCAACAUCCGAUUCACCGCGGCUGCUAUUGGUCAAGCCGACCUUAACAAGAACGAGCCUUGGGAUCUACCAAAAAUUGCAAAGAUGGGAGAGAAAGAGUUCUACUUCUUUUGUCAGAGGGAUCGUAAGUACCCGACCGGGAUGAGGACGAACCGUGCGACCUUGUCCGGUUAUUGGAAGGCGACCGGGAAGGACAAGGAGAUCUUUAGAGGCAAAGGUUGUCUUGUUGGGAUGAAGAAAACUCUUGUUUUCUAUAAAGGAAGAGCUCCAAAAGGUGAAAAGACCAAUUGGGUUAUGCAUGAGUAUCGUCUCGACGGCAUUUAUUCUUAUCGUAAUCUCCCCAAAUCCGCAAGGGAUGAAUGGGUGGUGUGUAGGGUUUUUCACAAAAACGCUCCUACUACUACAACUAGGAACCAACUCUCAAGUAUUGAUUCUCUUGACAACAUUGAUCAUCUAUUAGACUUCUCAUCUCUCCCUCCUCUCAUAGAUCCGGGUUUCUUGGGUCAACCCGGCCCAAGCUUCUCCGGCGCUGGCCAACAACACGACCACAAACCCAUCCUCCACCACCCUACAACUGCACCAAUCGACAACACUUACCUCCCUACCCAAACCCUCAACUACCCUUACGACUCGUUUCCUAAUUCCGGAUCCGGUUCAGCUUACCGAACUGGUUCGAGCUAUAAUGACAAGGGUAUGAUCAAGUUGGAUCAUUCUCUUGUGAGUGUGUCUCAAGAAACCGGUCUAAGCUCUGAUGUGAACACAACCGCGACUCCCGAGAUAUCUUCGUAUCCAAUGAUGAUGAAUUCGCCGGCCAAUGUGGCGAUGGUGGAUGGUAACAAGACGCCGUACGAUGAUCUUGAAGACUUGGGGAUCUUUUGGGACGACUACUAA